Messenger RNA from Physcomitrium patens, 1642 nucleotides. RefSeq lists its product as uncharacterized. NCBI's taxonomy places the organism in Eukaryota, Viridiplantae, Streptophyta, Bryopsida, Funariales, Funariaceae. The record is from RefSeq and is a predicted model, not a curated record.
GCCCAGCUGCUGAGGAAGGCACACGGGAAUGGCAGGGAAGAGGGGGGGGGGCAUGGCAACUUUGUCGAGGAGGAGCAAUAGUUGCUAUUAUGGCGUGCCGCAAACGAUUCCUCGAUUCCGCGAGAGAGCUGGACUCGACCCACAGUAGCAUUUCGCAUCUGUAACGCUUCGACGCUGGCUAAUUUGACUGGAACCGGGUUGUGGGUUGGGAGUUUUUCAUGACCGGAGGGUGAUGUUGAUCGGCUAUGGCGUUGUUGCGGGGACGGUGGUGUUGUAGGGAAGGGCUGGAGGUGAGCCGACGAGGGGGUUUGGGUGUGGGAGUUUGGGGAGUAGGGUAGAAGGACGACGACGGGGAGGAGGAGAAGGAGUAGUGCGUGGAUUUUAUUUUAUUUUUUAUUUUAUUUUUUUCCUUCUUAUUUUUGUUUUGUUGGGAAUUUUUUUAGUGGCGUCGAUCAGUGAUUGAUCGUUGUUGUUGUUGUUGGUGGUGGUGAUGUGGGAUUGAUUCCACAUGGGUGCCCCGCCGAGUGUUAGCAUUAAGAGUGAGGGAUCGGAGGGUACGGCCAUGACUGGUAGUAAAGGGACGGAGGGGGGUGAGCGCACUCAUGGUCUUCAGCUUCUGCUGCACGAUACGGGUCUUGAUUUGGAGUGGAGUCCCUCGGAGCAGAGCAUUCUAAAUGAGAACCUCGUCAAGUUUGCUAAUGAGUCGAGCAGUAUGUCCAAAUAUGUCAAGAUCGCCGCUCUGCUGCCGGACAAAACAGUUCGUGACGUUGCUUUGCGAUGCCAUUGGCUCUCUAAAAAUGAAGAUGCCAAGCGUAAGUCGGAAGAACUCGCUGCUAAAAGUCACAACGACCAGAAGGCGUUCUACAAGCAGGGACAUUCUGCAGUACCCAUGUAUACUGCACCCCUUCCACCAAUGGAAACUGACGACGGCAUUUCCUUUGAAGGUCUUCGAUUGUGCCAAGCCAUUGGCGGCACAACUGGCAAGCUUCUCGAGGUGAAUUCUCAGGCGAUCUUGAAGAUCAGAGCAAACCUUGCUGCUUCUCAGGCUCAAGAGAAUACGGACUUAUUGGUGCAGGUUAGGGAUAACAUCUAUGCUAUUUUGAAUGGAAUGAUGUCCAUGCCAGGGAUAAUGAGCCAAAUGCCUCCCUUGCCAGUGAAAUUGAACUCAGAGCUGGCAGACAGUAUUCUUCCUCAGCCUACACCUCAGCCGUCAGCAGCUUAGCAUUUGAAAGUGAAGAAAUUUGCAAUUGCCAUCAGCUACUACAAACUUAUUAUUGAAGGAGAUAAAGGCUCGUCUUUUUCGCCACAAGUGCCUUGUAUCGUACAGGGACUACACCAUUGGAUAUGAAUGAGAAACAGUGGCUCACUACAGGGUAGUAUGCGAAAAGAGACCAAAGUGUUCGACAUCGAGUCAUAUCUGGUUGUAUCUAGUGUUUUGGUCCGAAUUAUGAAUGAGAGUUUCUCAGAUAAGUGGUGAUCUACACCGGGCCCUUAGUAUCUAAUUGAAAGUGAAUUUGGACAUAGAUUUUUUCUUGUAUAUUUUUUCUUUUUUUAAUAUAAAAAGGAUAGUAAAGGAGAAAACUUGUAUUCGGUUUCGUGCUUUUGAAACCUCAAAUGGCAGAUAUUUGAUAAUCUUGGAUAA